Gambusia affinis (western mosquitofish) is the source of this 2215-nucleotide messenger RNA. RefSeq lists its product as uncharacterized. The coding region runs from base 107 to 1003 and encodes 298 amino acids. The record is from RefSeq and is a predicted model, not a curated record. The transcript is spliced from 6 exons. NCBI's taxonomy places the organism in Eukaryota, Metazoa, Chordata, Actinopteri, Cyprinodontiformes, Poeciliidae.
UAAAGGUCGAGAGACAAGCAGCCAGCCAAAGACGGAUUCUGAUGGAGCAGAAAAGCCAGAGCAGAACCAAGGUGCUUCAUCUGGAUCAGCUCACAGUCCACAGAAGAUGUUGAAUCCUAAUGUGACAAAAACCAUCAGGGAUCUGAAGGCCAGUGGGGAUCUGGGUCAAAAGGUUCUGACUGUGAAGGUUGUGGAGAAAUCCGACCUGUACCAAAGUAAAACUGGAAAUACGGAUUAUUUCUACCUGGGAGUCGCUGAUGAGACAGACGCCAUCAAAGUUGUGGGGUUUGAAGAAGAGCAGUUUGAAGCCUUUGAGAAGGGCCACUUCUACACCAUCAGAAAUGCCCUCAUGGAUGAGAAGAAAGUUUUGAAAAUUACAGAAUCAACCAAGGUGUCAGAGACCAGAUCAUUCGAAGUUCCCAGAAAUGUGGAGCUGAAGGCUGAAGAUUUUAUUUUCAGUCCAUUUAAAAGCAUCAGAGAAAUCCAGAGCAUUGGGGACAAGAAGGAAGUGAGAGUUGAAGGCACCGUGAAGGAGAUCCAGAUGAAAAAAACACCCACGAAGAAAGACAAGCAGGCCUUUGAGCUGGAGGACGGUACUGGGUCCAUCACAGUGGACUUGUGGGGUGACGACACCAAACACCUGAAUGGGAUAUCAAAUGGAGACAGGGUUCUGGUCACCAACUUAAAGACAAACCUCUACAACGGCAGAGUUUCUUUAAACUCCACCAACUUCACCAGAAUCACCAAGGUCCAAAGUGCUCAGGUCCAGAAUGUAAACAUCACGAUCAAAGGGAUCAGUAAGUUUGACGGGAUCAAUGCUGAGCUGGAGGUUGAGAUAAAAAACCAGGUGAAAACGCUGGAGGUUUCCUGUCCCAUCCUGGCAAAAGCUGUUGGUCUCCGUCUGGACGACGACUUCAAAGCCAAACUUCUGAAGAAACUCGAGCUGAAAGUCAAAGCACAAAUACAAGGAAACAAGAUCCAGCAGCUUGAAGCUCUAGCCUGAAUCUCCUCAGGUUCUGCUUCACAUCCACCUGUUGCUGCCAUCUAGAGGCAGGACAGAAACGAUUUCAGCUGGGAUUUUGUUUAAUUUGUUCUUAAUUAUGAAAAAUUGUCUUUGGCUUCUAUUUUAACCCUCCUGUUAUGUUGCGGGUCAAAUUGACCCGUUUUAAAGUUUAAACAAUUUUUUAAAAUAGUUGGAAGUAUUCUUUUUCAUAAAACUUUUUCUAUUUGUCUUUAUAGUUGCACUCUACAUAUACAUAGAAAAUGUAUUCAUUUUACACAUUUGGAAACCCCCCCGGCAUCUACUUUUUACAUCGAUACUGUGCAGAUCAAUUUGACUCAGCAGUCAAGUUGAAGGGUAAAAAAGACAAAAUUCUAUAUGUUUCCUUGCAGCUAUGAACCAUAUUUCACCACACAUACAUACAUGCACACACCCACACACAAGUCCACUUCCUCACUAUUCUCUUUACUUCACUAGGAAACUGUGAGAAAGCAGAUGUUCAUACAACAUCUGGCGGGAAUCUUUUCUGUUCCUGUGGAUAAACUCCACCCACACUGAGUGGAGGAAAACUUAAGUACUCUCUACAUGAGCCAUUUAUCUUGAUUUUAAUCAGUGGGACAAUUUGACCCUGAACAGUAUACGUGUCUCAAGUUCAAUUAUAAAGAUCACCCAUUGAAAAAAAAAUCAAAAUGCAAUAUAAACUUUUUACAAAAGAUAAAUUUCAAAGAAAUUAUUGGUUUUUUUGUUUGUAAGUUUUUUCAGUGGACAUAAAAAAAUUUAUAUUAUUUUUUAUGUCCAAAUGAGUAAAUGAUUAAGUUGUCGUCAUUGAUCCUUUAUUUGUGAGGAAUAAAAAAACAUAAUUGCACAAAUAUUGAUUGAAAUUGUUAGUAUUGGAGUUAAUAAUCAGAUACAAAAAUGUUUUGGAGGAAUUUUUUUGGUUUCUGACACUUGCAUGAUUAAACAGUCCCCGGGUCAAAUUGACCCACAAAUAUUAUUAAUUAUAAUACCAAUAAUAUUUGUAUUAAUUAUUAAUUAAUUAAAAUCUGGAAUAAACAUCCUGGAGCUACUUUACUUCCACCUGCUGCAUCUUCUUACAUUUUGAUAAUUUUACAAUUUUCUAUGCAAAUCAACGCUGCCAUCUUUGAUCUUAUGAUUGACCUUUGACCCUUUUCUGUGAUUUAUUGGUAAAAUCUGAAAUAAACUAAUGCAACAGUU